Messenger RNA from Fomitiporia mediterranea MF3/22, 1053 nucleotides. Its product is annotated as galactose mutarotase-like protein. Gene Ontology annotation, biological process: glucose metabolic process; beta-D-galactose catabolic process via UDP-galactose, Leloir pathway. NCBI's taxonomy places the organism in Eukaryota, Fungi, Basidiomycota, Agaricomycetes, Hymenochaetales, Hymenochaetaceae. Gene Ontology annotation, molecular function: aldose 1-epimerase activity; carbohydrate binding. The record is from RefSeq and is a predicted model, not a curated record. The coding region runs from base 1 to 1053 and encodes 350 amino acids. The transcript has 10 exons.
AUGAUUGCAAGGCCGUUUAAAAUCUUACUUUCUGGUCUUUUGCUUGCUUCAACUGCUGCAGUUGCCGCCGAAUGGCCAUUCGAUGUUACGACAAUCACUGCGCCGGACAACUCUGUCACGGCUAAAUUCGUGUCGUUUGGAGCUACCAUGACAGAAUUGUGGGUCAAGGACAAGUUCGGAAAGGCUAGGGACAUCAUCUUGGGUUAUGAUGAUAACAGCGAGCUUCUAACGGAUCCAGCACAUCCAGUCUUCAAUCCAAUUGUAGGAAGAUAUGCGAAUCGGAUCAAGAAUGGUCUGGAUACUCUACAUGGCGGAAUAUAUGGUUGGGAUCGCCGCAACUGGACAAUUGUCGAGAAGACAGCGUCGAGUGUGACCUAUCGGCACUUCGAUUCGGCGGAUGAAGGAUUCCCAGGCGAUGUCACUGUUUUCGCAACACACAGCGUCGAGCGCGGCGGCAUUUUGAAGACUACCGUGCAUGCGUCGGCUACUGCACUAACCCCGAUCAUGACGACGCAACAUAUCUACUGGAAUCUGGAUGCGUUCCAGCAGGGAAGCGAAAAUAUUCUCAACCAUACACUUCGUGUAGAUGGUGGGAAAGUCCUCGCCACCGACUCAAUACAGAUACCUACAGGAGACUUCAUUAAUGUUGGCGGAACAGCUUUCGAUUUUCAGGAAGCUCGCCAAGUUGGCUCUCGUUGGGCGGACACAAUCGACUAUUGCGGUUGUCAAGGGUAUGAUAACUGCUGGAUCUACAGCAAGGAAGAGCAGACCAACUCCGGUGUCUCUUUGUGGAGCGACCUAUCGGGAAUUCGAGUGGAUAUGACAACAAAUCAGCCCGCUGUACAGGUCUACACUGCGUAUUGGCUCAAUACUCCGCGGAAGGUCGUACAUGGUGGCCCGACACUCAACUACACGAAAUGGUCUGCCGUCGCUAUCGAACAAGAAGGAAUCGUCGAUGCCGUUAAUAAUCCUGUGUGGGGUGUGAAUCAGAUCUGUGGACCAGGAAAGGAUUUUGAAUGGAGCACAACAUACCAUUUUUCAGUUGUGCAUUGA